Pistacia vera is the source of this 1428-nucleotide messenger RNA. RefSeq names its product glycerate dehydrogenase. Lineage: Eukaryota; Viridiplantae; Streptophyta; Magnoliopsida; Sapindales; Anacardiaceae. The record is from RefSeq and is a predicted model, not a curated record. Gene Ontology annotation, cellular component: cytosol. The transcript is spliced from 13 exons. Gene Ontology annotation, molecular function: NAD binding; glyoxylate reductase (NADPH) activity; hydroxypyruvate reductase [NAD(P)H] activity. The coding region runs from base 67 to 1227 and encodes 386 amino acids.
ACUUUUAAAAGCUCUGUUUUUUCAUUUAGAGACCACACACUGUUUUUUGUCACUAGCUUGGCUGCCAUGGCGAAACCAGUUUCAAUUGAAGUGUGGAAUCCAAAUGGGAAAUACAGAGUUGUUAGCACCAAACCCAUGCCUGGAACUCGUUGGAUCAAUCUCUUGAUCGAUCAAGAUUGUCGUGUUGAAAUAUGCACCCAGAAGAAAACUAUUCUUUCUAUCGAAGAUAUCAUUGCUUUGAUUGGUGACAAGUGUGAUGGAGUCAUUGGACAGUUGACGGAAGACUGGGGAGAGACUCUGUUUUCUGCAUUGAGUAGAGCUGGAGGAAAGGCUUUCAGUAACAUGGCUGUUGGUUACAACAAUGUUGAUGUUAAUGCUGCCAAUAAAUACGGUGUUGCUGUUGGAAAUACUCCUGGAGUACUCACAGAAACUACAGCAGAGUUAGCUGCUUCACUCUCUUUGGCAGCUGCAAGAAGAAUUGUUGAAGCAGAUGAGUUCAUGCGGGCCGGCUUAUAUGAUGGAUGGCUUCCGAACCUGUUUGUCGGAAACUUGCUGAAAGGACAAACUGUUGGUGUAAUUGGAGCUGGUCGUAUUGGAUCUGCUUAUGCCCGAAUGAUGGUUGAAGGAUUCAAAAUGAACCUAAUAUACUAUGACCUUUACCAAUCUACACGCUUAGAAAAGUUUGUAACAGCUUACGGCGAAUUUCUGAAAGCCAAUGGUGAACAACCUGUUACUUGGAGAAGAGCAGCAUCCAUGGAUGAGGUGCUUCAGCAGGCAGAUGUGAUAAGUCUUCAUCCUGUGUUGGAUAAAACCACUUAUCAUUUGGUCAACAAAGAAAGGCUUGCACUGAUGAAGAAGGAAGCAAUCCUUAUAAACUGUAGCAGGGGUCCAGUAGUUGAUGAAGUAGCUCUGGUGGAGCAUUUGAAACAAAAUCCAAUGUUUCGCGUUGGUCUUGAUGUUUUUGAGGACGAGCCUUACAUGAAGCCUGGACUUGCUGAUAUGAAGAAUGCCGUUGUAGUACCUCAUAUUGCUUCCGCAUCCAAGUGGACUCGUGAAGGAAUGGCAACGCUAGCUGCUCUCAAUGUCCUGGGAAAGAUUAAAGGAUACCCAUUGUGGGGUGAUCCAAACCGAGUAGAACCAUUUUUGAAUGAGAAUGCUCCACCUCCAGCUGCAUGUCCAAGCAUUGUGAACUCGAAAGCCUUAGGUUUGCCUGUUUCGAAGCUGUAAACUAAGAAGAUGAAUACAUCAUCACAUGGGUGCUUAAUAGUGUGAACAGAGUAUUAUCUUAGUGAAUUAUAAAGAGUGUAGACUCUUGUGAGUUUCAUUCUGACAACCAUGUGUAUAUUGCUUAUAUGAUUAAUGUCUUGUAUACUUUGUUUAAUGUGUUGUAAUAUUAAGGCCUAUGAUGCCUCUACAUCCAAUUUUAAA